ACUACAACGUCGCGACGCUGUCGACGUCUCCUUUAUUUGACGUCGAGUCGUCGCAGCGGCUGGCUGUGCUAAAAUAUACAUACUAGAAAAGUAGACUGCGCUGCCUGCUUCAUUCUUGGAACAAAAAUUUCACUGUUGGCAGCGACUGAGAAAUAAAAUUGAACGUCGACGUCGCGACGUUUCCUCCUCGAAGAAGACCAAAUCAAAAUAAAAACAAAUAAACUAUAAAGGGUGCGUGCGCGCCAAUUAUUUAACAACAAUUAGCAAACGAAAGAAACAAAUGCACACACUGAGUGCAGCCAUCGAAAUGGACAAACUGGAUGCCAACCUGGAGCAGCAGUUUGAUCUCAAUCUAAUUGAGGCAGUUAAAAUGAAUCCCGUUAUAUACGAUCGCUCACAUUACAAUUAUAAGCAUUUUGUGCGUAAGGCGCAGACUUGGAAGCAAAUCGCUGAAACACUUGGAGUUAGCGAACAAAAAUGUACAAAGCGUUGGAAGAGCUUACGCGACAAAUUCGCGCGCGAAAUGAAACUAUGCCAAGAAUCGCGCUGGCGCUACUUCAAGCAAAUGCAAUUCCUUGUGGACUCCAUUCGCCAGUAUCGUGAAUCGCUGCUGGGCAAGUGUGCCAACGGCAGCCAGAAUGCCAAUCAAGUGGCCGAUCCCACGCAACAGCAGCAAGCCCAGCAACAGACUGUCGUCGACAUCUUUGCACAGCCCUUCAAUGGCAGCGCCACCACAUCCGCACAGGCACUGACGCAUCCGCACGAUUUCCCCAUAGAAAUCACUGUCACUGGCGACGCCCAGCUCGCCACCGCUGUAGGCAAGGAUCAGAAGCCAUAUUUCUAUGAGCCGCCGCUGAAGCGUGAACGAGGCGAGGAAGAGCACAGUGACAAUAUGCUGAAUAGCAUUAAGAUAUUCCAGAACAAUGUCUCGCAAGCGGUCAGUGCCGAGGAUCAGUCGUUUGGCAUGGUCGUCACCGAUAUGCUCAACACGCUGGGCGUGCGGCAAAAGGCCGAGGCCAAGGUGCACAUCAUCAAGUAUCUGACGGAUAUGCAACUGCUGGCACAGCAUAACAAAUACUAACUGUCGAGUCGUUUGUAGCAUUACCAGCAUCAAGAGCAAUUGCUGCAACUGCUCCAAUUGGAUAAUGUGCUGGACGCUCGAUGGUUAAUGUAAAGCAGCUACAUACAACAACAACAACAACAACAAAUAAACAAC
Drosophila arizonae is the source of this 1216-nucleotide messenger RNA. It is a transcript of the gene Adf1, whose product is annotated as Adh transcription factor 1. Gene Ontology annotation, biological process: regulation of transcription by RNA polymerase II. The record is from RefSeq and is a predicted model, not a curated record. Gene Ontology annotation, cellular component: nucleus; transcription regulator complex. Gene Ontology annotation, molecular function: DNA binding. Lineage: Eukaryota; Metazoa; Arthropoda; Insecta; Diptera; Drosophilidae.